AUGGGAUUCGUUGAAUGGAGUCAAAGAAAUGUUAUGUUAGCGAAAUGCCCUUCUGGGUCUCAAGAUGAGUCUCAAUCUUAUGGUAAUUGUUCAGAAUGUAAACAAAAACGAACUGCAGUAGCAUGGUGUAAAAAUUGCGAUAUAGCAUUUUUUAAAGAAAAUUUUUGUAGAUGGACCAGCGGAAAUUCUAAAAUUGAUGAAUUUAUAAGACAUACUCAAUUAAAUGCUAGUGAAAAUAUGGAUUAUCUCGAGUGCAUUGAAUUCGAUCAAUUUGAUUUAGUUGAGAAUAUUAAUAAACAAGGUGCUUUUAUUUCAAUUUAUUCUGCAAUAUGGAUGGAAGGUCCAAGAUGGAGCGUAGAUGAAGAAGCUGAAGUAUGGAAUCGUAAAGGCCCAAUUAAGGUUGCAUUAAAACGCUUAGAUAAUUCUCAAAAUAUGAGUCAAGAAUUUAUAAAUCAAUUGUUCAGAUAUUAUAAAUGCUUACAAAAUGGAGCACUUGCGGAUUGUUUUGGUAUAACAAAAGAUCCGACAUCGUGUUACAUGUUCGUUUUAAGAUAUUAUAAAAAUGAAAAUUUAUAUUCGUAUCUCGAUGAAUCUAUAGGAGUUCUUUGCUGGAGAGAUAUCAUAGAUAUGUUACGGUCAAUAUCUACGGGUCUUAAUGUUAUUCAUGAGCAUAAUCUCGUUCAUGGACAUUUGCAUGGAGGAAAUGUAUUAGUUGAAAGUAAAGCAAAUUCAAUUGAUGCCAAAAUUUCUGACACUGGAUUACAUGGACCUGUCAAUAAACAAAUAUCAUCCAAACAUAUUUACGGCGUGAUACCUUUUGUUGCACCAGAGGUCUUUGAUUGA
Rhizophagus irregularis DAOM 181602=DAOM 197198 is the source of this 843-nucleotide messenger RNA. Lineage: Eukaryota; Fungi; Glomeromycota; Glomeromycetes; Glomerales; Glomeraceae. The record is from RefSeq and is a predicted model, not a curated record.